GUGGGGAAGAGCGAAAGAGAGAAAGAGCUGCAGCGGAAGGAAGAGAGAGAGUGAGAGUGAGAUCGGGUAGCCAGAGGGGGAGGACAAGGUGUGCUUCCAGCUUAGCCCGGGAAGAGAGUGCAGGAGGGAAACUCGGGACCUGGUAGGGCCAGGUGCGCUGGCUAGAAGGAUGCCCGGGGCCGGAGAAUCCCUGUGAGCAGGAAAGGGGCGCGGCGGGACUGGCAGGCUGCUCCUCCCCCCGGAGGCUGCGCUGCGCUGUCCUGCCGGGGGCGGGUCGGGGGCAGCGGAGCUCCCGGCAUGUCGCAAGGGCUCUCAGCCACCGGCAGCGUCCUGCAGAGAAGCCUCUCAGCCCGCGGGAACCAGCCACAGCCGCAGAGCCCCGAGGAUGAUGAUCGGAAGGUCCGUAGAAGGGAAAAAAACAGAGUUGCUGCUCAGAGAAGUAGGAAGAAGCAGACCCAAAAGGCUGAUAAACUUCAUGAGGAAUAUGAAUGUUUGGAGCAAGAAAAUACCUCCCUUCGGAGAGAGAUUGGGAAGCUGACAGAAGAGCUGAAGCAUUUAAGUGAUGUGUUAAAGGACCAUGAAAAGGUGUGUCCCCUGCUUCACUGUUCUAUGAACUUUGUACCUGUGGCUCGACCAGACCCCAUCACCAACUGCCUGCCCAGAUGAGACCCAAGAACUGUCCCUGACACAGAGUGAGAGAGGAGGCCUGGAUGUUUUCAACCAGAAUGAGAGGCUUUCCAAAUGAUACCUUUAUGCACAAGGCACUAUGACUAGAACUCUUUACCCAUGAGGUGCUGAUGAAAUCUUGACCUGUCUCCAAAAGCUCUAAAUACUUGAGCAGAUUUUCUUUAGUUCUCCUUUUUUGUCUACUUUGGCAUUUUGUAGCUUUUAACUAUCAUUCAAAUAUUAGAAACCUUUUCCCCAUUCUCUUUAGAAUUUUGUUAAUAAAAAUGAUUUUUAUCUCUUCCUCAA
Antechinus flavipes (yellow-footed antechinus) is the source of this 972-nucleotide messenger RNA. RefSeq names its product basic leucine zipper ATF-like transcription factor 3 (gene BATF3). Gene Ontology annotation, cellular component: nucleus. Bases 298 to 666 code for a protein of 122 amino acids. Gene Ontology annotation, molecular function: RNA polymerase II cis-regulatory region sequence-specific DNA binding; DNA-binding transcription factor activity, RNA polymerase II-specific. Gene Ontology annotation, biological process: regulation of transcription by RNA polymerase II. Lineage: Eukaryota; Metazoa; Chordata; Mammalia; Dasyuromorphia; Dasyuridae. The record is from RefSeq and is a predicted model, not a curated record. The transcript is spliced from 3 exons.